Magnusiomyces paraingens is the source of this 5142-nucleotide messenger RNA. RefSeq lists its product as uncharacterized. The transcript is spliced from 2 exons. Lineage: Eukaryota; Fungi; Ascomycota; Dipodascomycetes; Dipodascales; Dipodascaceae. The record is from RefSeq and is a predicted model, not a curated record. Bases 1 to 5142 code for a protein of 1713 amino acids.
AUGGACCAACCCUCUGCCGCCGCAGCAGCUUCAGCAUUCUCUUCUUCAUCUUCAUCUCCUGCCGUCGCUCCGGUUCCCUCGUCCAAUGGCUCCGUACACUUACUAGCUGCUACCACUUGUUCUGUCCCUGCAGAUUCACCAUCACCUCCCUUAGAAGCGGAAACUUCUCAGCUUGGUUCCCCUUCUCCGGCAGCAAAUGUAUCCAUUUCAUCAUCAUCAUCAUCUUCUUCUGCAUCUUCCUCAUCUCCAGAAAAACCCCCAGCAUCUAUCCUUGCCGUUUCGAAAUCAAAGAAACAAAUCAAGCCAAAGUCUCUCAACUCACUCUUCCUUAAGGUUCAAGCUUCUUCUAGUUCUCCAGCAACUCACCAACCUUCCUCCAAUGCAUUUGCUUCUCAACCAAAAUUAGAAAGCCCUUCUGUCUCGAAACCUAGUCCUGUUGUCAGUACUUAUGCAUCGCUUGCAAGUAGCAAGUCUACUAGGAGCCACCACCAGAUAACAUCCAUGUCAACCGCCACUGGUGCAUUCAAACUUGCAACAACCAUGCGCCGUGAGGCCUCCCCAUUUCAAAAAUCUACCAAUCUAUCAUCCUCAGGUUCAACCGGAAGCCCUCGAUCAGACGUGGUCUCUACUGUUUGGAAACGUACGGCCGAUGAAACGUCGGCAACUCUUCCAGCGGCAACCACCAACUCAACAACAACUACUUCAGUUACAAAGCAAAGUAAUGACACCUCAGCCAGUAUUGCUACAACUACAACUACAACUACAGCUACCAUUACCACUACCACUACUACAACAACUGCACCAGCUUCUACCACACACCAAGCACCCGUUAAAAACGUUACAUUUGAUGACUCGGUAAAGGACACAAAGUCCAAUGCCUCAGCCCAAGCUUCAACAGCCACAGCUACCACAGAUGAUGAUGAUGGUGAUGAUGAUGACAUUUCGGAAGAAGAACUCCUUCGCAGAGGAAUUUAUCUUACUCGCCGUCUUUCAGCUGAUGCCCCUCGCAGAGAAUUCAACUGGGAUGAAGAUGAUGACAUAUCUUGGGAUGAAAUUGCAAAGUCUACCUUCUUGGACUUUGCUGACAAGCCAUCAUCAUCUUCUGUUACUAGCACUUUAAAAAAUUCUUCUACUGCAGUAGAGUCAACCACUGAAUCUGCGUCAUCAUCAUCAUCUUCUCAGAAAAAGUAUGAACCCCCCCAUAAGUCCUCUACAUCAACAACCACCUGGAAAGUCCCGCAGGUAUCUAGUAACUUUGUUCCCAUCUCUAAACAAAUCCAGGAGUUGUCAGAACAAAGGCAACAGCAACAGCAACAUCUACAUCUACAUCUACAUCAACAUCAACAACAACAUGAACAAGAACAAGAACAGCAGCAGCACAACCAACGUUACUGGAACAGUGGCUCCGGCUACAACCAAAAUUAUACCGAUAAUGACGGACCAAAGGUAGAUAACCGCUACCGCUUUUCUGAUUAUGAACGACGUUAUCGCCCUGAAAACCCCUCAUCUUCAAAGCCUGAGCUCUUCAACGAGCACAGCGGCCAAAUUGAAACUUUUGUCCAUCGUCACAGAGGAAGCAACAGUAAUAAUAUCCGCACUGGUGGCGGCCCAGGCGGUCGCAGAGGCUCAGAAAAUGUUCUCGAAACGUAUGAACGCCGCCACUCUGGCUUCCACGAUGAUGAUUUCCAAGAAAAUCGCCGCGGUGGCUCUCCCAUCCGUCGCUACCACACUCCUCAUCAUGAGCCCAACCAACCUCGCUUUUAUCGGUCGGAAACUUUGGAGCGCCAAGAAGAUGCCAUGAGACUUGCCCGUGAAAAUGCAAUCAAACGUCGUGAAGAGGAACUCCGUCUCGAGCGGGAGCGAGAAGAAGCUACUCGUCGCAAGGCUGCUGAGCGUUUGGCUAAACUCGAGGCAAAGCUUCAAAUGGAGCACGAGGAAAAACAGCGUCGUGAAGAACAGGAAAAGGCUAAAACCGAACAACAAUCAGAUAAUCAUGGCCAACGUAACAAUAGUCUUAGUGGUGAAGAUAAUGCUGCAAUCCGAGCUGUAAACUCUCUCAUUGAAGAGAGCAAUACCACAAACAACAAAAAUGACGGAAUGCGGACUUGGGAUAAUGAUUCUAAAGAAGCGACUGGUGAUGGUAGUGGUGGUGCGUCUUCUACCGUGGUAAAUAGUCCUGGAAACAAUACAACGUUGUCUCAAGGACCUUAUCAGGACCAUGAACAAAAUGCGAUGAGUCCUGCUGAUGGGCCAAAUAACUUUUGGAUGCCCAUGCAUGGUCCCAGAGCUUCUGAGGACCACCAAGUUUGGGGCUCAUCAACUUUCCCAACUAAUCAUCACCACCCUCACAACCACCACCACCACCACCAAAAUCUUUACUCAAAGCCUGCUGUAAAUUCAACUCCUGCUGCAGCUCCAGGAGCUGCUAGUGGCUCUCAUAUACUUCCUGCUUGGGGGAAUCUUGCUGGUUCAGAGCACCAUCCAUUUGAUCAUCAAUUCAAUGGUGAUGGGUCUUCUACAUCUUCUUCUACUUCGGUUCUUGUUCCCGAACCUUCAUGGAAGAAUCAGCCCGCAUCUUCACAACAAUAUACUCAAGAUCAACAACAGCAUCAAGAUCAACAACAGCAACAGCAACAGCAACAGCAACAGCAACAGCAACAGCAACAGCAACAGCAACAGCAACAGCAACAGCAACAGCAACAGCAACAGCAACAGCAACAGCAACAGCAACAGCAACAGCAACAGCAACAGCAACAACCCUCACAAAGACAGCAGCAAAGAUCUUCCAAACAACCUAGCCAGCGUUCGGCGUCACUCCCUAGCAGCCCAAUGGCUUCCAUGCAUUCCCAUCCUCACCAACAAAGCGUCUCGGAGUCUUCAAGCAAUAAUGGAAGCACUUCCAAACUUGUUUCUCGUUCGUCUGGGUUACACGAGCCUCCAUCUAUGGCUCGCGGAUUUUCACGAUUCUUCCCCACUGGCGGUGUCGAUGACAUGUACCCCCAACAGCAUUCUCCUGUCGAAAGUCUUGCUUCUAUUGCAUCUCCUGGUUCCUUUUCCCAAAUCGCAGCCGCAUCUUCUUCUUCCCCUAUUGCUUCUGAUGUUUCUUCUACUAACGGCAUGUUUUCUUCUUACCAAUCUGUUACCCCACCACGCUCAAUACAUGGCGGUAAUGUCGGGCAUACUACUGGAGCUCCCCAUGCAGUACCUUUUAUUCCAGCUGGCGCAGGCCCUAUCACCCCAACUGGAGGAACUGGCCUUCCGCCUCCCUCUGCAUUUUUCCCCGGAGGCGGCCCGGGACUUCUUUCUGCCCAUAUUCCAGAAAUGAUUGUGACUAGUGGGAAUGGUAGUGCUGAAGAACUUGCAUAUCUUGCAGAAAUUGGAUUCCCCUAUGGCUUGGGCCAUCCAGUAGUUGCUGCUGCUGCUGCUGCUACUGCUUCUGUCAGUACUAACAAUGUUGGUAACCCCCAUGUAGCGGUGUCUCCUAUUUCUGCUACCGUGCCGUACAUGCCAAACAUUGCUAUUCCACCCUCAGCAUUGCAUCACACGCGUGCUCCAAGUUUUAACAAUAUACCUGAUGAAACUCUUUUUGCUGAUAUUGUACGAACUGUUAUGAAUCCUCGCAUCUCACUCCCACCAUCUCGCGCACAACAAGAUAUUGCAUCCCAGUUUAAAACUGCACCAUCUAUUAAUUCCAUCCAAGCUCUCCAAUCAACUAUUGCUGAAAAGCUUAGCAACACAGGAUCACCUCUUCGAAGCAAUAAUACUCUUACUCCAAAAUCAACUAACUCAGUUGGCCAUCAUCAGCAGCACAAACAUUACCAGCCACAGCAGCAGCCACAGCAGCCGCUACAACAGCCGCAACUGUCUCAUUCAAUAACCGUUUUCUCCAAGGACUUGCCGUUUCCGGUCUCACCUAUUGUUUUAUCAGAAAAUAUUCCACCUUUUAACUCCUUGGACCCCAAACGUACUUCCACAAUCCAAACGGUUUUCACUCCUCAGGCCACUAACCAGGAGGAAAUCUAUACUCCAGUUAUGCGUGGCACCAAUUCUAACAAUACUGUUACUAACAACAAUAGCAAAACCGCUACGUCUACCACUUCCCAUAAUGGACCUACCAGUUUUAUCAUUCCAUCUAUGGUCAAGGUUCAACAAAAACAACAACAACAACCCUUUUUAAAUAAUCAUAUAUCUUCUGUCGUCAUUUCUGAUCUGGAGGUAACUAAAGAAGAGAAUGGGGAACAAAUUAAAGAGACAUUGAUACCGAUUAACCACGAAUAUGCUAAUGAUGAACCUCUCGGCACUGAGCUUAAUCCUCAAUCACGACUUGGAAAGUUUGAGGACCAAUUCCGGGAGUACAUUGACGAGCUGGACCAGUCACAUGGAAGCAAGGUUCCCAUUGCAAUGCCUUACUAUAUGUCUUCUGAAUAUAAUCCCGCUCUUGCAGAAACAGGAGAGAAUCGAUGUGAAAUUCCUCCUGAGGAUUGGGACAAGGGGCUUGUUGUUCCUAAGGAUCAGUUUUUGUGCACCCUUUUCUUUUGGUCCGAAACACAAGCCACAGCUUUCAACAGAGAGUUUAAACCGCGCAUCAACUCACGCGUCUCGCUACUUAUCCCAGGCAACAGUAACAAGAUUCUUACGCAGUACAGAGUCGGUGCUACUCCAACAUUGUACACAAACACGAGUGCAACGUCACUUGACGAGCUUAUUGAAACUCAAACAACAGCAGCAGCAGCAGCAACAGCAGCAGCAACAGCAGCAGCAUCGGCAGCAGAGUCAGCAGCAGCAUCGGCGGCAGUAUCGGCAACUACUGCAUCUUCUGGACGCUCCAAAACAUCAUCUAAGCGUGGUCACAAUGGAGGUCACCGGACAGGGUCUCCAGGAUUGUCUACAUCUUCUUCGACCUUCUCAACAGAGUCGACUUUAACAACUUCACAAACCAAUGGCCCUAAAAUCCGGUCCAAGCGCAGCGCAUCGACGUCCUUGUUAGGCCCGUUGGGUCGUGGGCCACGUCGGUUGAGCUCUAACCAUGGCAGGAAUGGUGGGAGUGGCAGUAGCAAUGGACGCAUGUCGAGUGGCCGAGCUCACCGGUCUUCUGCACCAACGUCUUCCAGCACUGUGACUUCAGCUAAAGUCAAGGUGUAA